CGCGGCGGUGGCCCGGGGUGCGCGCCAGGGCGUCUCACGGAUCCCGGGUCCCCGGCCCUCGAGGCGAAGCGCCCGCGGGGUCCGCGGCGGGGGCGGUGCCCGGCCAGCCAUGAGCUCUCCGCCGCCCGCCCGCAAGGGCUUUUACCGCCAGGAGGUGACCAAGACGGCCUGGGAGGUGCGCGCCGUGUACCAGGACCUGCAGCCCGUAGGCUCGGGCGCCUAUGGCGCCGUGUGCUCGGCGGUGGACAGCCGCACGGGCGCCAAGGUGGCCAUAAAGAAGCUGUACCGGCCCUUCCAGUCCGAGCUGUUCGCCAAGCGCGCCUACCGCGAGCUGCGCCUGCUCAAGCACAUGCGCCAUGAGAACGUAAUUGGGCUGCUGGAUGUGUUCACACCCAAUGAGACCCUGGAUGAUUUCACAGACUUUUACCUGGUGAUGCCGUUCAUGGGCACCGACCUGGGGAAGCUCAUGAAGCACGAGAAGCUGAGUGAGGACCGAAUCCAGUUCCUCGUCUACCAGAUGCUCAAGGGGCUGAAGUACAUCCAUGCUGCUGGCAUCAUCCACAGGGACCUGAAGCCCGGCAACCUGGCCGUGAACGAGGACUGUGAGCUCAAGAUCCUGGACUUUGGCCUGGCCCGGCAGGCAGAUAGCGAGAUGACUGGGUACGUGGUGACCCGGUGGUACCGGGCGCCUGAGGUCAUCUUGAAUUGGAUGCACUACACACAGACGGUGGACAUCUGGUCAGUGGGCUGCAUCAUGGCUGAGAUGAUCACAGGGGAGACGCUCUUCAAAGGCAGCGACCACCUGGACCAGCUGAAGGAGAUCAUGAAGGUGACGGGGACGCCUCCCGCCGAGUUCGUGCAGAGGCUGCAGAGUGCCGAGGCUCAGAACUACAUGAACGGCCUCCCCGAGCUAGAGAAAAAGGAUUUUGCCGCCAUCCUGACCAACGCAAGCCCUCUGGCCGUGAACCUCCUGGAGAAGAUGCUGGUGCUGGAUGCGGAGCGGCGGGUGACGGCGGCCAAGGCGCUGACCCACCCCUACUUCGAGUCGCUCCACGACACGGAGGACGAGCCCAAAGCCCAAAAGUACGAUGAAUCCUUUGAUGACGUGGACCGCACGCUGGAAGAGUGGAAGCGACCCCUCCUACCUGGACAGCUGCACACCCCUCGUCCUGCCAGCAGGAUCAGGCCCACUCCAGGCAGUCCAUAGCACCUCCCCCUUCCUCACUACCCCUCGCCCGCCCCCUCUAGCCCCACUGAGCACUUGAGACCUCCCUCUACCUGUGCUCUGCGUCUCCAGGCUUUGCAUUGGCCUGGAAACCGAGGGCCCCUCUCUUCUUCUCUGAGGGCUCCCGACACCUCAGCCUGAGGCUGGGCUCAGGGACGCCUGCCCAGUCCCCGGGCCUCCCUCUGCUGGGGCCCUGACGCCCCAUGCUGGAACGGGCCUUGUCUAGCUCCACCCUGGCAUGGCAGGCAUCUUCUCUCGGUGGCUGCGGGACCCGCCUGGGGGAGCAGGGACGUCUGAGGGCAGCAGUCAGCGCCGACGGAGCUGUGGCACUGGUCGCCACUGUCCUAGACCCCAUCCUGGCUGUGCCUCAGACCUGGGGCCGCGGUCCUGGGUGUGGGGGGUAGAGGUGGGGCUGGACGGGUUGUGCUUCUCAAACCACAUUCUUCAGGGUCAUCGGGGAGUCCCAGCAGCGGCCCUGCCCUUAUCUGUGCUGUGUUUUGUGCUUGUAAGUUCUCUGUUGCUAGAAAGAUAACAAGAAAACCGAAAACCAUGGGCCACAGGAUCCUCUCUGCGGUCUCCGCCACAAACUGUAGUAAGAGCUUUUGCUUUUUACUACAGACCGUGGUGGACAUGUGGUCUGUUUGUGGUUGAGCCCCUGGUCAGGAAUGCAAACUCAUCACCUCCUGUUUCCCCGGGAAAAGCCAGCUUUACAGCAAGGACCUCUCUAUACAAACCUUCCCUGUGUGGAUGGCCCCCUGCACCCGGGUUAGAUGAGGGCCUGGGAGGCACCUCACGGGGUAGCGAUACAACUGUGCCGUGUGCUGGGCAAACCACACAGACCACCUGCUCUAAAGGCACAGUCCUUCCUGAACUGGGCUUGUGGAGUACCAGUGGUCCCCCAAAGGCGUGUUCCUGUGGCCAGGUGAGCGUGCGCACCCUGGGGUAGGUGGAGCGGAACCGUCCUCUUGCAGGCUGGUCAGAGGGGAGGCGGGGCAGCGCCCCCCUUCCUUUGGGACGGCUUGCUCUGGGCCAGGUUCAGGAAACGUGAGCACCGGCGAGGAAGCUGGAUGCUGCAGGUAGUUGGUGGGAAUUCCACACUCGUUUAUUAAUUAAUUUCUGGCUGCAUUGGGUCUUCGUUGCUGGGUCUUAGUUGCUGCGCGCAGGCUUUCUCUAGUUGCGGCGAGCAGGGGCUACUCUUCGUUGCAUUGCGAGGGCUUCUGAUCGCGGUGGCUUCUCGUUGCAGAGCUUGGGCUCUAGGCGCGUGGGUUUCAGUAGUUGUGGCACGUGGGCUCAGUAGUUGUGGCUCGCGGGCUCUAGAGUGCAGGCUCAGUAGUUGUGGCGCAUGGGCUUUGUUGCUCCGCGGCAUGUGGGAUCUUCCCGGACCAGAGGUCGAACCCGUGUCCCCUGCAGUGGCAGGCGGGUUCCCAACCACUGCGCCGCCAGGGCGGCCCCCAUACUCGUUUCAUAGACGUUCUGGAUCCAGAAGCUGCGGUGUGCCCUGGUGGGACCCUGAGCAACUCCACUCAAGUGAACACAUUGGUUUACAUUCCUCAGAUGUCCUCUGUUCACUGAGGCAGGCUGUGGAGCCAAGGCCACCCUAGGGGCCGUGGGUGUGGGUUACAGGAGCCCUGUCAGGGUGGACAGUCCCUGUGGAUGGACACAGGUGGACUUGCACAUGUGGGACAAAGGAGCCCACCUGGUGCCUGAACCCCAGCGGUGGUCUCUGACCCUGUUAAUUUGGGGGACGGGCAGGCCCCCUAGUUCAGUGACUAACAGCCUGUGCUCUGGGCCUCCGCUCUCCACCCCCACCCCAAGUGGAAUCUCAUGGGACUUAACGCUGGUCCCCGCGAGCACCAGUGAGCUGGGCCCAGUGCUUCGUCUUGGUCACUGGCGUCCAUCCUUGGUGUGCACUGUGGAGCUGUCUUAACAGGUGAUGGGCCCCUUCUCCCAUGACUCUGUCCCUCUCAUCCUG
This is a messenger RNA of Lagenorhynchus albirostris (white-beaked dolphin), 3197 nucleotides long. It is a transcript of the gene MAPK12, whose product is annotated as mitogen-activated protein kinase 12. Gene Ontology annotation, cellular component: cytoplasm; nucleus. The transcript is spliced from 12 exons. Gene Ontology annotation, biological process: protein phosphorylation; MAPK cascade. The record is from RefSeq and is a predicted model, not a curated record. Bases 110 to 1207 code for a protein of 365 amino acids. Gene Ontology annotation, molecular function: MAP kinase activity; ATP binding. NCBI's taxonomy places the organism in Eukaryota, Metazoa, Chordata, Mammalia, Artiodactyla, Delphinidae.